Molecule: messenger RNA, 3546 nt
Organism: Neolamprologus brichardi
Lineage: Eukaryota; Metazoa; Chordata; Actinopteri; Cichliformes; Cichlidae
Source: RefSeq, a predicted model, not a curated record
AUGCCUGUGAUGAAGGGCCUCCUUGCUCCACAAAAUACCUUCUUGGACACCAUUGCCAACCACUUUGAUGGAACUCACUGUAACUUUCUCCUGGGAAAUACUCAGGGGAGCUGUGGAUACCCCAUUGUCUACUGCUCCGAUGGCUUUUGUGAGUUAACCGGCUUUGUUCGAACAGAGGUGAUGCAGAAAACCUGCACGUGUCGUUUCCUUCACGGGGCUGAGACCAGUGAAAAUGUGAUUCAACAGGUAGACAAAGCCCUGGAAGGCCAGCAGGAAUACCAAGGAGAAGUCUGUUUUUAUAGGAAAAAUGGAAAUCAAUUCUGGUGCCUCCUGGAUAUUGUACCAAUUAAAAAUGAGAAAGGUGAGGUUGUGCUGUUCCUGUUAUCCUUGAAAGAUGUCAGCGAAUCACAUGGGAAAAAACAUCGCUGUACUCAAAGAGACGAGGCUGCUGACCAGAGAAGAAAAAGUGGACAAUCACACUUUUUUCAAAGUAGAGAGAGAGGGAGGACCAUUCUACACCACUUGAACAGGCUGUUCACCAAGAGGAACAAGAAGAAGUUGCCCAAUAGUGUGUUCCAGAAACCGUCCCUGCCCGAGUACAAGGUGGCAGCUGUGAAGAGGUCCCGCUUUAUCCUGCUGCACUACAGCAUGUUCAAGGCUCUGUGGGACUGGUUAAUCCUUCUGGCAACUUUCUAUGUCGCAGUCACAGUGCCUUACAACGUCUGCUUUGUCAGCCAUGAUGAGGGCGGUGACCAUCGGCCACUUGUCAGCCGCAGUACCAUAGGCAGUGACAUUGCUGUAGAGAUGCUCUUCAUUCUUGAUAUUCUCCUGAAUUUCCGUACCACCUUUGUGAGUCAGUCAGGUCAGGUGGUGUACGACACCCGAUCCAUCUGCCUCCAUUAUUGCACUACCUGGUUCUUUGUAGAUCUGAUUGCAGCACUCCCCUUUGACCUUCUCUAUGCUUUCAACAUUACAGUGACUUCAUUGGUGCACCUGCUGAAAACAAUCCGUCUGCUGCGCUUGCUGCGGCUGUUACAAAAACUGGAUCGAUAUUCUCAGUACAGCGCUGUAGUCCUGACCCUGCUCAUGUCUGUGUUUGCACUGCUUGCUCAUUGGAUGGCUUGUGUCUGGUAUAUCAUUGGACGCAAGGAGAUAGAAAGCGGUGACCCAGUAACCUGGGACAUAGGUUGGCUUCAGGAGCUGGGAAAACGUCUGGAGACGCCGUACAUCAACAGCACCGUGGGUGGUCCAUCCUUGCCUAGCGCCUACAUUGCUUCUCUCUAUUUCACCCUCAGCAGCCUCACAAGUGUCGGUUUUGGGAAUGUGUGCGCCAAUACAGAUGCAGAGAAAAUCUUCUCCAUCUGCAUUAUGCUGAUGGGAGCCCUGAUGCAUGCAGUAGUCUUUGGCAACGUGACUGCCAUCAUCCAGCGCAUGUACUCACGUCGCUCCCUCUACCACACCCGCAUGAAGGAUCUCAAGGACUUCAUCCGUGUGCAUCGGCUACCUCAACAGCUCAAGCAAAGGAUGUUGGAGUACUUUCAGGCCACCUGGUCUGUCAACAAUGGAAUCAACACCAAUGAGCUGUUACAUGACUUCCCAGAUGAACUGCGAGCUGACAUUACCAUGCAUCUGAACAAAGACAUACUGCAGCUGCCUGUGUUUGAGCGAGCCAGCAGAGGGUGUCUGCGCUCCCUCUCCCUCCACAUCAAAACUUCCUUCUGUGCACCAGGGGAAUAUCUUAUCCGCCAAGGAGAUGCCCUACAAGCUAAUUACUUUGUGUGCUCCGGUUCCCUGGAGGUUCUGAAAGAUGGCAUGGUCCUAGCGAUCCUGGGCAAAGGCGACCUCAUAGGGGCUGACCUACCAGAGCAUGACAAGGUGAUCAAGACCAAUGCAGAUGUGAAGGCACUGACAUACUGCGACUUGCAGUACAUCAGUGUCAGGGCUUUGAGGGAGGUCCUGGGGCUUUAUCCAGAGUAUAGCAGUCGGUUCAGCUUGGACAUCCACCACAAUCUCACCUACAACUUGAGAGAAGGCAGUGAAGCUGAUGGAGUAACACGGUUUCAGCUGACACCCAAGCAGUCUCAGUUUAUGGAUCAUAAACUACCCUAUAUCAUUCAGGGAGCUGAUGCAAAACAUACAGAUCACGUAAAAUACUCUCAGCACCAGAGACUGCCUCUACUACAGAGUAUGGGCAGCCCUGUCCAUCAACCCUGCCUCAGCGCGUUGCUAGGCGAGGAGCUCCGGCACAUCUGCGCACUGCAGCUCUGCCGAUCACCUGCUCAGGGAAGCAGGGGUUGUAGUCCUUCCCCACAACCUUUUUUCAGUGAGGAGCUCUCACCAUCUCCUUUACCCAGUCUUACCAGUGACCUAGACUUGAACCAUCGGCCUGCCAAACUCAUGCCAUCCGGUUCUUGUAUUAGUCCUCUGAACCUCAGCCCCAGGGUCGUGGAUGGAAUUGAGGAUAAUGAUCACACAUUUCAGUUUAAUAUGGAACAGAGCGAGGCAAAGGCUAAUGUUGCAGAUCGGUUACACAUCUGUAGCCUGUUUCUUGAAACAGAAGAAGUGAGACAGAGCGUCAGCAAACUAAGCAAAGAGGUAAACAACUUAAACCAAGAUGUUUCCAACCUUGCCAAGGAACUCCGUGACAUAAUACAUUUUCUGCAUUCUCAUAUGACAAUGCUCCACAAUAACUCUCCAGCUUCCACAAGUCCAUGUGGCACUCAGGUGCUCCCCAACCCAAGUGUGACAACUUCUAGCCACUGGCAACCGGAUGUCCCUUUAAAUAUCUCCACUGGGUUACCACCUGUUCAUGAAAUGAUUAGCCAUCCUGCUAGAAAUAUAUGGCACUCCAGUGGAAUACCCUCCCAGUGCACCAGUUCCGGCUUGCUGUACUCGUCAAGCACAAUACCAUCCUGUUCACACCUGGUCUGCUCUGACAGAGACACAACUCAGAGGCUUCAGUGCUUCUCUAGCCCUUUCCAAACACCCAGAACAUCUCCAGGCUCUCCUUACAUGACCUUCUCUCAUGCCCAUGGAGGUCCAUCGCUCCUGGGCAUCAGUUCUGCCUUCAGUGGCUACCCAUUAAGUUGUCAGGCCUCACACGUGGUUAGUAGUGCAAAAACCCACAAGAUAAGCAGCACCCACUCCUUAUGUUCUACAGUAAACUGUGGCUACUCCCAGCCACCCCUAAGUGUUCAAACCAACUCGGAUUCUUUACAUAAUCAGACCAAAUCCCAGACACCUAUACAUUUAUCCACCACUCCUUCAGCCCAACCACAGUAUCACACUGCCUUUAGCUCUUUGACGCCAUCAAGAGCCCACACUUUGAUGUACACAGGAUACGAGGACCAGCGAGGUACUGUCGAAGGCUCCAGACAGAAUGAUCCGGUAGGAUCCAGUCCUGUCCACCAAACACAGGACCUGGCAAAUUCUCUGAUGGAGCAAGUACCAAACAUGGACAGUAAAGCUUCGCUUUAUAAAGAGAGGACAGAGACCAUGGAGUCCACAGGAGACAGCAUUCUUGAUAUGAAAGAAAGGCCACACUGA